Molecule: messenger RNA, 1806 nt
Organism: Cryphonectria parasitica EP155
Lineage: Eukaryota; Fungi; Ascomycota; Sordariomycetes; Diaporthales; Cryphonectriaceae
Exons: 4
Coding region: 1-1548 (515 amino acids)
Source: RefSeq, a predicted model, not a curated record
AUGGCUGCCCCUCUGCCUGAGUCGCAGGCGGAGCCCUUCUCCUCCCCAAUGACACCAUUGUGCAUUUUCAGCGUUGUCUGUUAUAAGGCUGCCACUUCUCUUUCCAAGACGCCUCCUGCCACUGAGAUCAAGGCAUCAGGAUCGCAGUCCCUCUGUGCCCAAUGCCCAAUGCCCAAUGCCCCCAAUGGGGAGGGCUAUGGCGAGAGUCACUUUCUGGCUGCUUCGCUCCCAGACAGCAUCGAGAGCAAUUCGGAUAUCCACGAGCCUGAUCCAUCGCAAGAAGGGCAUGGGCUUGCUCACCCGCCUGAGGCUGCAGACUCGGAUCUGAGCGACUUGCCCAGCGAUAACCCCAACCAGACACCUGAUAUCAUACCGCCAAACAUGAAUCUCAACACGAUGUGGCGGAUGGGGGAACCGCUGGAGCGAGGCGGUCAGAGACACGCACAGGUGUACUCUGUGGUCGAUGUUGAGAGUGGUCGAUCAGCAGAUGGUCUUGAAGCUCACGUCUUCGUCCUGGACCGCAGCCAGCCAGAAAUCCGCAAACACCGGCUGCGAUGCAUCAAGCGGAUGAGCCGCCGCGCGCAGCUCGAAGUUCAGGUCCAUAACGCCGUUAUCGUCGUAAUCUCAACGUCCGAGGGAAACGCUCAUCAAGCACCCUUCGAGGAAGGGCAACUUGUAACAACUGAGAGUAGCAAAGAAAAAGACGUUCGGAAGAAGGUGAAGACGCCCUAUCAACGAGAGUGCGCACGUGUACGACAGCUCGAAAAGCGGAGAUUCGAACGGGCAGCACAACAUGCGAGUACCGCAGUGGGCGAAAGUUUGAAGUGCGACGAGACCGAAGCCACCCUUUUCCUUGUGUUGCUCUAUAUUCUUUACGACGCAGAUGGCAGCAUGCGAGAGACAAUGACUCCAGAUCACGUGAAGCUCCUCGAGGCGACGGGAAGUGGUUCCUUGCACGGCUUGUUGGAGACAUAUAUGAGCCAAGUCGCCAUCAACUUCAAGGCAUUUAAGGACAUGGAGGCAUACUCUACAGUCAAGCUUGGUGAGAUCAGCUCGUUGCAACGUCUCCAGGGCAAGCUCUCCAGCAUCGACCAGGAGCACCACGAUAAGUUGCUCCAGAUUAUUCAUGAACAAGCACAACAUCCCAAAGGGUCUGCUCCGUGGCGCGAGAUCCAAUACGGUCGGAGAGCAGAAGCAUUCACCCAGCUCCGACUCGCACGCCAUGCCAAGAGCGUCUUGCCCAAGGUAUUGGACAAGCUAGAGACGCUCCACAAGGCCAACAGUCGCCGCCUGGCUCUUGCCCGCGAGGGCGCGAGGGUUAAGUCGCUACAGGACCGAUUGGGCAGACUUUCAGAGACUGUAACUCAGCUCGAGAAGUGGAUGGGUACAGUCUUUCCCCUGUCUAGUGCGCGUGACGAUCUGUUCCAUCGUUGGGAAGCCGCAAAAGUGAACUUGACUGAGUUUAAGAGCAAGCAUCCACUGAUUGAGUUGCCCUCUGGAUCUGACGUGAAUCUUGAGGAGGAAUUGUUGCGCAUGACGCUUAGAUGAUGAUAAACGCCACAUGCACGUCCUGCGUCAGGCUAUGAUGCUCUAUAUCAGGAACAAAGCAAUGCAGUAAGUUUUUGUGCAGGGAAAGAGGCAGAGGCAGUAAGCAGUCGAUUCAACACAGCGAAGGCCUGUGGCAGCAACAGUGAUGGGUCGACUCUGAAAUCGUUGUGUUGUUUCAACAUCGAGUGUUGCACGGUUCUCCUUUCUUUCUUUCUUUCUUAUUGGUAAAGAAUUAGGUUUAUGAGAUUUGUGAUUGCC